This is a messenger RNA of Silurus meridionalis, 751 nucleotides long. RefSeq names its product 52 kDa repressor of the inhibitor of the protein kinase-like. Bases 178 to 534 code for a protein of 118 amino acids. The record is from RefSeq and is a predicted model, not a curated record. Lineage: Eukaryota; Metazoa; Chordata; Actinopteri; Siluriformes; Siluridae. The transcript has 3 exons.
UUUAAAAUUUUUGGCACCCUUUUAUAAGCACACUUCUUUUUUGCUGGCUGUUUUUCCUCCUGACCGCCAAGUGUCGCUGUGGCACUGUGUCUCCCAUUACACCUCUGAGUUAACACCGACGGUGAAGUGAACCGGAUAUUGAUUUUAUGAUUAUGAUUACCGGGUUAUUUGCGGGAAAUGGUGCAGUGUUUCGCCGCUGAAUGCGAUCACAGUUACAGUAAAAACCAGUGCAGUUUUUUCCGUUUGCCCUCCGACAUCAGAGCGAGGCGGAAAUGGGAGCAACUCUGCGGCAACAGCUUUCUUUCUGCGUGUGUGCGCGUGUGUGUUAGACGUCCUCCAGACAUUUCGAACGAGAACUCGAGGAUCUGCAGCUGUCACUUUGAGGGAGGGAUGAAGUCUGCAGCUCCCACUGUGUUUAAAUGGACUGAGAAGGUCACGUCCUCCACCACGUCUCCUCCUGUGGACCCAAAGGAGGAAGUGGAGGAGAAGGACAUCAUGAGUGCAGCUCCAGGGGGCGUGGUUGUGUCUCUCUAACAGAAGGUUUUGGGGUUUGGUCCCACAGAGCCACAGUGAGACUGCACACCUGGUGUGAUGUUCUGUUGUGGUGUCCUGCAGGAGGAUCAGCUGCUGCCACACCAAUCCAACAGGAACGCUGAGGACACCUGACCAGAGUGUGUGUGUGUGUGUGUGUGUGUGUGUGUGUGUGUGUGUGUGUGUGUGUGUGAGAGAGGAGAGUGUGUGUGUGUGUGUG